Messenger RNA from Peronospora matthiolae, 264 nucleotides. Lineage: Eukaryota; Oomycota; Peronosporomycetes; Peronosporales; Peronosporaceae. The record is from the annotation of a GenBank genome assembly.
AUGGACGCCUCCUCCCUCCGCAUCUUCAAGUUCGAUGGAACUAACUUCCACGCCUGGAAGUUCAAGAUGCAGAUGGUGCUGGAGGAACGGGACCUGUGGGAGGUCGUCAGCGGCGAGAUCAAGGCAGAACAGUGCGUGAAUCAGUUGGACCAAGCGGCGUACAAGACGAAGUCAAGAAAGGCGAAGGCAGUGAUCUGUCUAGCCAUGGAAGAUUCCCAGCUACCGUUGGUCCGGUCGGCAAGUGGUGCAUGCGACGCAUGUUAA